GUCGAUGCCCUCGCUCCGCAGCCUGCGCUCCGUCACCGGUGGCUCCACCCGCCAUUGUAGCCCAACCAUCCGCUAUGGAGCAUGCCUUUACCCCGUUGGAACCCCUGCUUCCCACUGGAAAUUUGAAAUACUGCCUUGUGAUAUUGAAUCAGCCUUUGGACAAAAGUUUUCGUCAUCUUUGGAGCAAAGCUCUUUUAAGAGCCUGUGCUGAUGGAGGUGCCAACCGCUUAUAUGAUAUCACUGACGGAGAGAGGGAACGCUUUUUGCCUGAAUUCAUCAGUGGAGACUUUGAUUCUAUUAGGCCUGAAGUUAGAGAAUACUAUACUGUUAAGGGAUGUGAGCUCAUUUUAACUCCUGACCAGGACCAUACUGACUUCACCAAGUGCCUUGAAGUGCUGCAGAAGAAGAUAGAAGAAAAAGACCUCCAGGUCAAUGUGAUUGUGACAAUGGGAGGACUUGCUGGGCGUUUUGACCAGAUCAUGGCGUCUGUGAGCACCUUGUUCCAAGCAACUCGCAUCACUCCUUUGCCAAUUAUAAUCAUCCAAGAGGAAUCUCUCAUCUACCUGCUCCAACCUGGAAAGCACAAAUUGCACGUAGACACUGGAAUGGAAGGUGAUUGGUGUGGCCUUAUUCCUGUUGGACAGCCUUGCAAUCAGGUUACAACGACAGGCCUAAAGUGGAACCUCACAAAUCACGCGCUCAGCUUUGGAACCCUGGUCAGCACCUCCAAUACCUACGAUGGAUCUGGUGUUGUGACCGUGGAAACGGACCACCCGCUCCUCUGGACCAUGGCCAUCAAAAACUGACCCAGGGACUGGCCUUCGUAGCUCUGCCUCCAACUUACCUCAUCUGCCAGCAACUCAUUGCGCAACAAGCACAGGUCCCCUUGGUCUGCAGGAGUCUAAGCCCACUCGUCUUAAAGAUGUCAGUGUUUAGGUAAUUCAGGUAACAUGACAGAUCUCAGUUUUACAGUGAGGGGAGACAUCAUUAUGUUAAGAAAAUAAAUAAGCUCUAUUACAUUCGGUUGAAAAACUAAUGUGGAUCAUUCCACCAUACAGUUCAGUUCUGAUUGUCCUUAUGUUAUUAAUCAUUCCAUUUAUCCUAGAAAAUGACUUUAAUUCAAAGCUGAGAAGGCUCAGUGGGGCUCCUUGGUAUCAGCACACAGGCCUCCUGCUGUACACCCUCCAGUGCUUGACACCCAGGGCUGCUUCUGAGCCUGUUAGCAUUAGAUUCCUGUGUAGCAGAUUGAUAUGUUAGGACUGUACCCUUUUACUUCAGCCUUAUUACUGUCUCUUAAAAAUGAGAACCAUUGACCUAAUUAUUAAAUUUGAAAGCAGGCGGUUAUGGAAGCUCUAGGUGAAAGGAGGAAUGGCAUGGAUUCAUACAGCCCUGGGAGACUCCCCAGAGCUGCCUCAUUGCCUUGCAGCCAGGACUGAGACCACUGUGCACAGCAAGCCCUGAAGUGGAAUCACCCCUGACAUACCUCAGACUGAGAAACACUGGCUCGCAGACAACACGCUUACUCCAAUGACCAGAAAAAAAGCCUGGCAGCUUGUGGGAUAAGUGAGCUCCGUGCACUGAGGAGCCUGGGUCUGAAAGCCUGCGUUCCUGUGCCCCAUUCACCUGACUCCCCGGAGCCCCCUCCUCACCUGGAAAUGGAGGGACUGGAUGGAGGGUCCUGAGCCCCUUCCCACACUCAGGGCCUAAACACUGAUUGGCGGUUACUGGGCAGAUCCUGCACAGGGUGAGAGCGUUAACCCCCGGCCUUGAAACGUAUUCACGUUGCUUUUAGGAUUAGACCCUGUUCUAGCCUCUUACCCUCUUCUGUCCCAUUCCCAAACGGUGUGUGGCCAUAUAAACCAGGAAGUAGAAGCACCUGCCAACAGGCCACCGCUGCGGGAAAGGGACCAGCAGCUCUUUCCUCCUGGUGCUACGAGAGGGCCUCUGCUGAACCAGCACGCAGGUAACCGAGAGAUCCUCUUAACCAUCUGUGCAAUGUGUGUGAGACUGAAAUCCAGAUGUCAAAUAAAAAUGUUUAAUUAA
Molecule: messenger RNA, 2043 nt
Organism: Eptesicus fuscus (big brown bat)
Lineage: Eukaryota; Metazoa; Chordata; Mammalia; Chiroptera; Vespertilionidae
Gene: TPK1
Product: thiamin pyrophosphokinase 1
Exons: 9
Coding region: 75-806 (243 amino acids)
Biological process (GO): thiamine diphosphate biosynthetic process; thiamine metabolic process
Molecular function (GO): thiamine diphosphokinase activity; thiamine binding; ATP binding
Source: RefSeq, a predicted model, not a curated record